AUGAAGUCCACAGUACUCCUGCUUUCAGCGGCUGGCCUCGCACUUGCGCAGACUACGGCACCACAGUAUGGUCAAUGCGGAGGGAUUGGCUGGUCAGGUGCAACGACCUGCCCCUCCGGUUGGGGUUGCGUUGUGAGCAACGAGUACUAUAGCCAAUGUCUUCCUGGCGCCGCUUCGCCGACGACAUCGGCCGCUACGGGUGGAUCGACGGGCGGUGCUGCGCCAACCAGUACCGCCGCGGCCCCGGGUUCUACCCCGACUCUGGUCGCUGGCUGGUCCUUCAUCCGCGCCGUGGAAGACCCGAACUUCCACAAGUACUUGCGCUCUGAAACAGCCAACACACCCGGACCAGCGGUGCUUGGUGACCCCGUAACGGCGGCCCAGUUCGUCAUCCAGGACGGCCAGCUCAUCCAGUACGCAAACCUUGACGCCAGCACACCUCUCUACGCAAACGUCGAGGCCCGCGCAAACAGCACCGUCAUGAAGCUGGGUCUUACCUGGGAGACCACACCCGACCCGUCUGGCGGAACCUUCGUAUGGGGCGGAGACACCGUUGAGUGGUCUUCUCCUACCAUCUCUCGCCCUCAGACAAAUGCGUGGCUUGUCUGUCCGGAUGCCGACGACAACCUUCUGCUCUACAUCAACCUGGGCAACUACGACUACAUGACGCCUCCAGGCUGCGCAGACGAGACCAUCCACGCGUACACUGGGCCAUACCCGACGUCUUGA
This is a messenger RNA of Peniophora sp. CBMAI 1063, 729 nucleotides long. The record is from the annotation of a GenBank genome assembly. Lineage: Eukaryota; Fungi; Basidiomycota; Agaricomycetes; Russulales; Peniophoraceae.